AUGGCGCGUAACCAAGCUUUCGCGCCGAGUCGCGAACCCUUCCAGCAGGAAACGACGGCUGACUUACAACUACAACAUUCAAAGAUACAAGGCCCAUUUUCCUUCCUCAACCCGACACGCGCGUUAUACAGGUUGUCUGGCGCGCAGCAAUCAGCUGCUAGCAAUGGUAAAGCUGAAGUCGGGAAGCAGGGCGGCUCCGAGCAUCAUGGCGUCCACUUCCUCUGGCGCUCCCGAGACAAUAGGAAAGGGCGACAUCCACUGGUCCUUACUCAAUCCGCCAGCAGUACGGGACUGACUUUGCCGCGACGGACCAAUCAUCCCUCUGAAGUCCUGAAAGUUGUUAAGCGAAUGUUCACGUACUACCCCGUCUGGGACAUCUCCUGGCUUGUCGCCUACAUCUUCACUUGGGGCUCGAUAGUCUGGUGCAUCAACGGCUUCUUCUCUUUCCUGCCGCUCAUCCGUCCCUCGUCUGAAUUCGGCGGCGAAGUACUCUAUGGCGGUGGGAUCACGGCAUUCAUCGGCGCAGUCCUGUUCUUCGAGAUUGGCAGUAUCCUUCUUAUGUUCGAAGCUGUCAAUGAGAACAGCGCUGGGUGUUUUGGGUGGGCCGUGGAGGAUCUAGCCGGUGAUCACGCGGCUGACACCAAAGGAAGUGCUUCCCAACUAGUCCCAUCCACGAAGCAUUGCACGCAUCACCAUCCGAAUCGCGCCAACCUGGUCGGGCAAAGCUCUAAGCACGCCGAUAUGAGAGAAGGCAAGACAUGGCAAUGGUGGCCAACCGGAAGCGCCCUCAAGACUCACUACUUCCACGAGCUGGGCUUCCUCGCGAGCUUCUCCCAGUUCUGCGGCGCCACGAUCUUCAGCAUUGCCGGCGUUACAGCUUUACCAGGCAUUAUCGACCAUAUGUCGCAGGGCUUGACGGAUGGUAUAUACUGGGCGCCGCAGGUUGUUGGCGGGUCGGGCUUUAUUGUUUCUGGGACGCUGUAUAUGUUGGAGACGCAGAAGAAUUGGUAUACUCCGAGUUUUGGGGUGUUGGGCUGGCAUAUUGCGUUUUGGAACUUGAUUGGUGGGGUUGGGUUUACGUUGUGUGGUGCGCUGGGGUUCGCGGCGGGAAGUACGGGGGCACAGUACCAGGCUAGUUGCUCGACUUUCUGGGGCAGUUUCGCUUUCCUGAUUGGGAGCGUUUUGCAGCUGUAUGAGAGCUUGCAAAAGAACCCUGUCGAGGUGUCGAAAGACGGCCCAUAG
This is a messenger RNA of Cyphellophora attinorum, 1242 nucleotides long. RefSeq lists its product as uncharacterized. The transcript is spliced from 2 exons. NCBI's taxonomy places the organism in Eukaryota, Fungi, Ascomycota, Eurotiomycetes, Chaetothyriales, Cyphellophoraceae. The coding region runs from base 1 to 1242 and encodes 413 amino acids. The record is from RefSeq and is a predicted model, not a curated record.